Molecule: messenger RNA, 570 nt
Organism: Peronospora matthiolae
Lineage: Eukaryota; Oomycota; Peronosporomycetes; Peronosporales; Peronosporaceae
Source: the annotation of a GenBank genome assembly
AUGUACGAAGGGAUUGACAACCUGAAAUCCCUUUACGACCGUGCCGGGAAGACUUUCUCCGGCGGUCCUUCUGCGGCACAGGAUGUGCCGCGUCGUACUGCUCGACCAGACCCAGUACGUCGACCAUCAGGUGGGAGCGGGGCUCCCAAGAAUCCCAGGACGGGGGAUAGCCGCGCCACCGGACGAGAUAACUCGUCCGACGUCCGUUCACGUCGCGGUGGUUCAACAGCUGCUCAACUAGAUGGCGCUGGCCACCGCGAGAGUCCUCUAAUGGAGGGUUACGCGACGAUCUCGAGCAUGAGCGGAAUAGGCGUCUCCAAGAUGGUGGACACUGCCUCGAAGCAUCGAGCUGAGUUUGCCUUUGCUCAGCUUGAGAACGAGAGAUCUCUGACAUCUCUUCGUGACGAGCUAAGGGUAGCUCGUGGGAUUGUUGAUCGGUCUCGGGCUGAGAUAGCUGCUCUUCAGACCCUUGUUGAUGCCCACCAUCAGGAGCACAAGGCUCUCUGCGAGAUGCUUGAGCGCAAGGGCGUUCUUCAUCGGAAGAAGCAGCGUACUGAUGGUACGGCUUAA